AUGUCAAAGGCGUUGAAAAAGGGGAUGGUUAUGGGGUUUAUUCAGGGUGAAGCUUUAGGGUUGACAUCCUUAUACAAUCCAGGAGAAGGGGGGAAGUACUUCUGCCCAAAAGACUGCAACUCUGCCAUAAACUCCUCGGCGAUAUCAUCAACCAAACAUAGUUUCUAUUUACCGGUGACGCUAGCGUUGCAUUAUCUCCAGCGUGCUAGUGAGGUGAAUCUGAAGCAGGCCGAGAAGAUUCUCCUUGUGAUGGGCGAGUACUUCCAGAUUCAGGAUGACUAUCUUGAUGUUUUCAAAGUUUCUGAAGUGACAGGAAAGGUGGACAUGGAUAACCAGCAUAGCAAAUGCACUUGGAUCAUUGUCCAGGGCCUUCGGCGCUGUACCGAUGGCCAACGACAGGUGCUGUUCUCGUCAUAUGGUCAGAAAGGUGACACACGCGAAGCGAGAGUCAAGCGGGUUUUUUGGCCAGAUCGACAUGGAAGAGGUAUACCGGCAGUUCGAAGAUACGAAGAUCAACGAGCUCCAGGCAGAGAAUGGCUGCAUUGA
Messenger RNA from Aspergillus chevalieri, 546 nucleotides. Its product is annotated as farnesyl pyrophosphate synthetase. The record is from RefSeq and is a predicted model, not a curated record. Gene Ontology annotation, cellular component: cytoplasm. Gene Ontology annotation, biological process: trans, trans-farnesyl diphosphate biosynthetic process. Bases 1 to 546 code for a protein of 181 amino acids. NCBI's taxonomy places the organism in Eukaryota, Fungi, Ascomycota, Eurotiomycetes, Eurotiales, Aspergillaceae. The transcript has a single exon. Gene Ontology annotation, molecular function: dimethylallyltranstransferase activity; (2E,6E)-farnesyl diphosphate synthase activity.